AUGAUGGGAACGAAACCAUCUAAAAGAGGCAGUAUGAAGAAGGGGGUCCCGCCCCUGGAGGGCAGUGGUCUGCCACUGGCAAAGGCUAUGUUAGGAGGCAGCGGCGACGCGGCAGCUGAGGAUGAGGAGGAAGAAGAGUUGAGGGAAGGAAAGCAGUUUGAGGAGCCCAUAUGUGCUCUGGUUCAGAACUGCACCAUGUUGCACAACAUCGUGGGCCCGGCCUGCAUCUUCCUGCGACAAAGCUUCGUUCAGGCUCAACUCGACAGAGAUCUACGGCCAGAGGAAAUUGAAGAGCUGAAAGAAGCUUUCCGAGAGUUUGACAAAGAUAAGGAUGGCUUCAUUAGCUGUAAGGAUCUGGGCGAGUGCAUGAGGACGAUGGGUUACAUGCCCACAGAAAUGGAGCUGAUUGAACUCAGCCAGCAGAUUUGUGGCGGUAGAGUGGACUUUGAGGACUUUGUGGACCUGAUGGGACCAAAGAUGCUGGCUGAGACGGCAGAUAUGAUUGGAGUGAAAGAACUGAGAGAUGCUUUUAGAGAGUUUGACUCCAAUGGUGACGGUCAGAUCAGUCUGGCUGAACUGAGGGAAGCCAUGAAGAAGCUGAUGGGAGAGCAGCUCAACCACAGAGAGAUUGAUGAGAUCCUCAGGGAUGUGGACCUCAAUGGAGACGGUUUGGUUGACUUUGAAGAGUUUGUCCGAAUGAUGUCUCGCUAACUUCGAGGACGCGGGAAAAGGGAGACAACAAUUAAGCACUUUGCCAACUCCUACUGUGAAGAGUAAAAUACUAAGCGUCUCCUACUUUAUAAA
Molecule: messenger RNA, 804 nt
Organism: Danio aesculapii
Lineage: Eukaryota; Metazoa; Chordata; Actinopteri; Cypriniformes; Danionidae
Gene: cabp2a
Product: calcium binding protein 2a
Exons: 7
Coding region: 1-711 (236 amino acids)
Molecular function (GO): calcium ion binding
Source: RefSeq, a predicted model, not a curated record